AUGUCCAUCAUUACUGUAUCUGAACCCGUGCCGGACAUAACGGGUGUUGUCAAGAAUAUAUGUAUCCUCUGCGAUUCAGUCGGGGAGUUCGAAGAGGGUAUCCCUUGGGAGAUAAAGGAAGAUUAUUCGCUGGAUGCAUAUUAUCUACUGUCCCUCAUGCGAGAUAUACUUAAGGAUCCAUAUCUGUCACCUGCCCUUCUCCAAGUUGAGCGCGACAUAUACGAAAUUGAAUCAUCACAGUGGAUUUUCUGCUUACGGCAGUCGGAACAAGGAGGCGCAGUCUGGACUGAUGGUGUAAUAGAGGUCCCGCUCACCAGCGGUGGUGUAAUGGUGCCUGAAAACAUGACUGAUACUAAGGCUAUGGGACCUAAUGAAAUGACCCUACAUUAUAUGUAUAAUCUUGUCUUAAAAGAUGCUUUUAGCUCCGCAAUCUCUGAAGAAGCUCAGUACAGGCUCUCUUCAGAUGCCAAGGCAAACAAUUGUUCCGAGCAGAGAAAUGGAAGCUCAAUACUGAAGUCGAGCGAAGCGACAUGUGCUAACGGCAACAGUAUAUGCAUAGCCAGAAUGCGCGUAAUUAGAAAUGGGUUUUCCUCGCCUCCGGUGAUUGUAGUGGAUACUAUUAUUGAACAUCUUGAUCUUGAGAGCAUCAAGUCAUUGCGCCUGACCAACAGGGCCUUGGGAAAUUUAUGUCUGGGCCCUCAUUUUAAGUCUUUUUUCCGCCAUCAAGUCACAAACUUGACUGUCGAAAGUCUGCAGUCUCUGCUAGCACUUUCCCGCCAUCCAAUUCUGUCUCGAGCCAUUAAAAAGCUGACUAUCAUUGCGGAAGUCUAUGAUCCAUCGCUUACGAAGAGAGUUCUUCGCACGAGACGAUGUGAAGACCGAGCACGUAUUCCGCGCCUGGUCGCUAGGGUCUGUUCUCAGGAUGAGCUGAACCAAGCAGAAAUGGAUCUGAAAUGGCUGGAAGCCCGGUCUUCGGCAUCUCAACUUGCGAAUGAAGACAAUACGGCAAAUAGUCUGGCAGCUGUUCUCAACCGUAUUGGGCAGUUAGAUACCAUUGCUUUAGAGGCUACUGCGACAACUGCACCCCGUCCAGACACUUUCAGAGCCCAGGGUGAUUGGCAGAUAAUCUGGGCUAAAGCAAGUCAGAUUUACAAGAUAACCAUGUUGGCUCUCGCCCAGAGCAAUAUUGUGUUGCACCAUCUGACUAUCUACCGUGAAACUAUACGCUGCGCGGUACCUUGCAAUGAGAUAACUGCUAAUAUGGAUGAUCUUGAUACAAGAAAGUGGUCCUUGUCGACAGGCCGCUCAAUAAAAUGCCUUGCACUUGAUCUCUCCAUGCGGAUUGAUUCCAAUCCAGUGCUCACCGAUGGCCUAGAUGGUGUCUCCCGUCUUUUGCAAAAUAUGCCAAACCUGGGUUCAUUGGUUCUCAGCCUACGUCGUACCGUUAGAGGAAACGUCAGUUCUUACCACCGACUUUUUGAUACGAUCGCUGGGACAGUUCGUCUCCCUCUGCUCAAUAACCUAACGCUUCUUGGCAUGUAUACAACUUCAAGUGCGUUGCUUCAAUUCUUGGAGAAUCACCGAGGUGUUGAGGAGCUGCACUUAGAGAAGGUAGAUCUAACCUCUGGAUCAUGGAGGCCACUUUUGCAGCACUUUCAGGAAAUGCCAUCUUUGACACGACUCAUAUUAUCCCGGAUUGCAUUAGCAGGAGAAACUCUGAACUUACGGCCGGUUCCGGAUAACGCUGCUAGAAGCAGUCUAUGCGAUCCUGACUACUAUCGCUGUAUCCGGGGUGUCUUUGUCCACCGGCGUGAGUUUGAUGCGUUCGCCAUCCGGCACGGCUUCCACUUCAACCAAGAGUAUCAGGGCGCGCCGAGUAAUUCACCGGCAUUCACUGCUUUUCUGGUCUACGAUUAUGAAAUCUAUAAAAUACUAGCCUACGCCUUUGAUCUAGUCUAUACGAGCUUUUCUUCCAGCACCUUGCACUUGGGAGUAAUUGUCCAUCAUGGAGCGCCAUCAUGCAGCUGA
Molecule: messenger RNA, 2028 nt
Organism: Aspergillus vadensis CBS 113365
Lineage: Eukaryota; Fungi; Ascomycota; Eurotiomycetes; Eurotiales; Aspergillaceae
Exons: 7
Coding region: 1-2028 (675 amino acids)
Source: RefSeq, a predicted model, not a curated record